Molecule: messenger RNA, 1779 nt
Organism: Balaenoptera musculus (blue whale)
Lineage: Eukaryota; Metazoa; Chordata; Mammalia; Artiodactyla; Balaenopteridae
Gene: SPATA6
Product: spermatogenesis associated 6
Exons: 13
Coding region: 205-1710 (501 amino acids)
Biological process (GO): spermatogenesis; motile cilium assembly
Molecular function (GO): myosin light chain binding
Source: RefSeq, a predicted model, not a curated record
CGGCUGCCAUGACAACGAGUCCGCGCCCCGCGCACGGCUGCCGCUCGGGCGGGACCCAGGCUGGACCGCGGGCCCCGGCCUGGGGGAACAGCUGCUACCGCCGCCGCCACCUCGUCUUCUCCACGUCCCCGCCCCGCCCCGCGUCUCCUCGCCUCCCUCGGGUCCGCGGCCGGGGUCCCGCCCCGCCGCCCAAGCCCUGCGCGGAUGCCGAAGGUGAAGGCGCUGCAGUGCGCCCUGGCGCUGGAGAUCCGCUCUGUAACUUGCCCAGGAGUGGUGCUGAAAGACAAGGAGGACAUCUAUCUUAGCAUCUGUGUGUUUGGCCAAUACAAAAAGACACAAUGUGUCCCAGCCAAUUUUCCACUGGUCUUCAAUGCCAGAAUGGUGUUUGAAAAGGUGUUCCCUGAAGCAGUAGACCCUGGAGAUGUGGUUGCACAGCUUGAAUAUGAUACAGCAUUGUUUGAGUUGAUUCAGCUAGUUCCACCAGGUACUGUAUUGUAUUUUGAUAAGGAUAUCUUUCUUGUAGUGGGUGAAACACUGUCUACAUAUGAUGAGAAUACACGAGAUUUCAUGUUCCCGGGUCCAAAUCAAAUUUCUGGACACCAUGACUCAAACCGCCAGGUUACCAUGAGGAGGAUUUCUUGCCUUCGCGGAAUUGCUCCAAAGCUGGAAUUUUCUACAACCUCAGUGAUUACCGAAUGUCUGAUAAGUUCAAGGAAGUGCCACACUCAGGAUAAAUUUAUUCACCAUACGGCUCCAGUUGAAAAAUCACACGGCAGACUGCAAACCAGAACACCAAGGUCACAAAAGAAAAAAUCCAAGUCACCUGAGAGAAAUAAAUAUUGCAUAAAUGCAAAAAACUACGAACAGCCUACAAUUUCUUCAAAAUCACACUCUCCAUCUCCUUACACAAAAAGACGCAUGUGUGAGCUAUCUGAAGACACUAGGCGGCGGCUGGCCCAUUUAAAUCUGGGCCCCUAUGAAUUCAAAAAAGAAACAGAUAAACCUCCAUUUGUGAUUAGACAUGUUGAUCCCCCAAGUCCCAGGGCUGAUGCUUUAUUUGGAUCUUCUGGCAGAGACUGUGAAAGAGAUGGAUGGUCCAGGCUGCACAAUGAUCAUUCUCAUCUUGGCUGCUACCGACCCAAGGAUUAUAAGGUCAUCAGAACACCUCAUGGGAGAGACUUCGAUGACUCUUUGGAAAGAUGUGAUGACUAUUUGAGUUCAAGGUCAUGUAGCAAGCCCCAGCAUUCAUCCAGGACCUUACUCGUUCAUUCAGCACCCUCUACAAUGCCGAAGCAUUCUCCAAGCCCUGUGUUAAAUCGUGCUUCUCUCAGGGAAAGAUUCCAUUCUGAUUGGUGUUCACCUUCAAACUGCGAUGAGAUCCAUGACCGGGUAAAGAAUGUCUUGAAAUCACAUCAAGCUCAUCAGAGACAUUUAUAUGAUGAGAGAGACCCAGAGAAAGAAGAUGAACUGGAACUGAAAAGAGGUCUUUUAUACAGAGACUCUGCCUAUGACAGUGACCCAGAGGAUAGCUCAUGUCAGCAGCCACGUGGCACUGUCCAUUUGGAUGAUGGCGAAUACUGGUCCAACAAGGCAGCCUCUUAUAAAGGAAAAUCCCACCGACCCAUCUUUGAGAACAGCAUGGACAAGAUGUACAGGAACUUAUACAAAAAGGCCGGUAGUUCUGUUUCUCGUACACAGGAAAGCUGCUGAGACCAGUGGUGAUAACCUGUAUGAGUGUCCUUGUCAACUUCUCAAUGAAAACAUUUGAUGUGAUCAGUA